ACAAAGGCCAAAACUUUGUGAGAUAGGCAAUGCCUCACAAUCCAAACCAGAUAAGAUUACACUACACAUAUCUCUCAAAAUUCUUUUUUUUAAAAUUUUAUGAAAAUCUCUCCAAAUUUUUUUGAAACUCAAAGCUAAAACAUCGCCUUUCAUGGCACUUUCCGGUUCCCCGGACUGGACUCCGGCGUGGGUCGCCGCCGGCAAAACCACGAAGAACAGAGGAAUCAGCCGAAAAAUAAACCUUUUUCUUCCCCUCCUCAGCUCCCCCAGAGAUCUCAGCCCCUUUGCAACCACAACCAUUUCUUGCUCAAGCUCAAACCCAGUUCUUGAUAACAACACCAGUUCCCAGCCCACAGUAUCAGAUCAGAACUCCAUGAUCUGCAGAUUGAUGAAGAAUCCCCAGACUGCAGAAAGUGGAUUUGAGUGCUAUGAGAAAGCCAAGAAGAACCCAGGGUUUGUACCUCAAGAAUCCACCCUCACUCUGCUAGCCAGGUACUUUAUUGGAAUGAAAAAUUGGAGCUCAAUUUCUUCACUGGCUGGAGAUUUCAGGGCAUUCAAUGUGCUGCCUGAUAGUCCCACAUUCUGUUCAAUGAUUAGUAGCUGUGUUAAAGCUAGGAAGUUCAAAACUGUGAAUUGUUUGCUUGAAACUGUGAUUUUUGAUCAAGAAACUGCUUCGCGAGCCUUUGAAUUCGCCAUGAAAGGUUAUAAUAAGCUGCACAUGUAUACUACAACUGCUGAUUUGUUCCAAAGGAUGAAAAGUGAUGGUCUUGUUGUUCUUGAGCCCGGGUGUUACUGCGCCGUCAUGGAGGCGUACCUGAAAAUGGGCCAGCACGAGAAGGUUGUUUCGAUCUUCGAAGAAUUCGAAGAACGAGAGGCCGGGCCCUCGCAAUGUGAUGCAAAGAUUUAUCUGCUUUUAUGCGACUCUCUGGGUAAAAUGGGACGACCUUUCGAUUCCCUGAACUAUUUCAGGGAAUCGACAAGGAAGGGGGUCCCUGAGGACCCCAUGUUUUACUCCUCCUUGAUAAGGGCAUUUGCCGUAGCUGGAGAGGUGAAGAUGGCCGAGGAGCUUGUGGGAGAGGCGGAGAGCAAGAGACUCCUGAGGCCGGACGAGUCUCUCUACAUGAGACUCGUCCAGAUGUACGUCUCCGAGGGAAUGCUGGAAAACUCCCUCGGCGUCGUGUCAUUGAUGAGACGCGUAAAAGCCCGCGUCUCCGACUGCAUAUCAUGCACAAUCGUCAACGCUUUCUCAAGACAACGCGGGCCGCGUGAAGCGGCGGAGGUCUACGAAGAGCUUCUGUCGCUCGGCUGCGAGCCCGGCCAGGUGACGUACGCGUCGGUGCUAAACAUAUACAACCGAAUCGGAGCGCAUUCCAAGGCGGAAGCCACGUUCGCGGAGAUGGAGCAAAAGGGGUUCAACAACUGCGUCGUGGCGUACGCCACGAUGAUCAACAUGUACGGCAAAACCAGAAGACACCGCGACGCGAUGAAGGUCUUAGCCAGGAUGAAGAAGAGAGGCUGCGAACCCAACGUCUGGGUUUACAACUCCCUCUUGGACAUCCAUGGGAAAGCUUUGGACCUGAGGCAGAUGGAGAAGAUAUGGAAAGAGAUGAAGAGGAGGGGAGUUUCGCCCGACCGAGUUAGCUACACCAGCGUCAUAAGCGCCUAUAGCAAGGCGAAGGAAUACGAUAAAUGCGUCGAGUACUAUCACAACUUCAAGACUAAGGCUGGAAACCGCCGCGACGGCGGCAAGAUUGACCAGGCAUUGGGUGGGAUAAUGGUCGGCGUUUUCUCCAAGACAAACGAACUCGAAGAGUUGGUCAAGUUGUUGCAGGAGAUGAAGGGGGACGAGAUUGAGUUGGACGAGAGGCUUUACGUGUCGGCUCUAAACACUUUCCGAGAUUCCGGGCUGGUGACCCGGGUGAAAUGGUUGCAAGAUAACUUUAGCUGCGACACGGUAAGAACCAAACCUCUCAAUGCUUAGCAAAUCGUGUCCGAAUGCGUCCAGUUUUGACGUUUUGCAAUCAAUGUUUACGAACUGUGUAACCAUUUUCUUGCUUGAAAAUUACAUUGAAUCACAAAUGUAAGUAUAGUUCCAUAAGAUUUGUAAACAUUACAUUAUUGAAUCACAAUUACUGCACACUUUUUUUGUUUUCUACAAAUUGAGUGUAUGAACCAAUGAAUAUAAUCAAGAAGCUAAGUAAAAAGAAUGAUGAUAU
Molecule: messenger RNA, 2216 nt
Organism: Cuscuta campestris
Lineage: Eukaryota; Viridiplantae; Streptophyta; Magnoliopsida; Solanales; Convolvulaceae
Source: the annotation of a GenBank genome assembly